AUGAUGGAAGACUUAGGCUUUUCAGCAGAAGACCUUGCAUUAAUCAAUUCAGCAGGCGCUCAAUCAGGAAAAGGCUCCAAAGAUUACUACGAGCCGCAAAUAGAAGAAAUGCCUGACCUUUCUCUAGGAAGAAAAUAAUGACGUUGACGGAAAUUGGCCUCUGAGGCGCACUCCUAUGGAGCAGUUAAUUCCAUCCUGAUGAAGCUGAAAAUAGGAUCUUUGCUCCUUUUGGAAGUAGGCCUUCAGGUUCGGGGAAGCCUUGCCGAAUAGGGAAGUUUUGUUUCUCUUCAGAAGGUUUUGCCUCUCACAUAGUCUUCAUCUAUCGGGAUUAUCCUGGCAGAGGGUCGCUCUAAUCUAAGGAGCUGAUCCUUAGGUAGGUGAGUUUCGCCAAAAAAUUGAAUAGGGUGGAAUUUUGUUUGGGCCUUACACCAUUUGCACUCUAAUGCAUAUGCACCUAGCGUAGGCCGCCUUUACAAGAGUCAAGGUAGUCCGACUAGUGGAACUCGCUUAUGGCUUUAUAAUUUUAAUCUUUCAAUCUUUUUAGGCCUUUCUCCAUUUUCUGAAGAAGCCAAGCAAAAGUGGGUGCAGGUCAAAUGACAUUGCCUUUUUGAUAGUGUCCAUUUCACCGAAAAAUUUUUGGCCGAAAAUUGGUUGAAAAUUUUUGAUAUAGCCUGUUCCCGGCUAUAGUGAGACAUUGACCAAAAAAAAAAACCGUUAAUUUUCGGCCAAAUGUCGCACUAUUAAAAAUUUUCGACCAAUAUAUUUCUAUGAAAUGUACACUGUCAAAAAUCCACUGUCAUUUGGCAUGGAGCCAAGCAAAAGUAUAUCCAAUCAAGAGACCAAGAAAUCCACAAACGCAAAAUGAGAUACUUAAACAAAAUCUGCACAAAAUCUCCUCAACCAGAAAAGAAAGGAUUAAUAACCAAAGUAGAUAGAAUCCAAAAAUUCAUAAAAAAGCUUAAAACAUUCAGCGAGGAAUCUGCAGAAGCAAUAAUUCAAGAAAUGGAUAGCUUGAAUUUAAAUAGAUAUGUAUCAGAAGUAGCAGGCUCUAUAAGCGAAACCAAAAUGCAGUUAAAAGAGCUUCCUUUUUUAAUAGAUUGUUGCUGUGGCCUGCACCAAAGAUAUCCAAGCUUUUCAAAAACAUUAGAAGAAUGCCUCAAAAAGCAGCAUAAAGAGAGUGAUAACGUCAGAAAAAGAAGUAUCCUACGCUUUAUUACAGAAUUAAUCAUCCAUGGUCUAUGGGAAGACACAAAAGGCUAUCUUACUCCCCCUCCGUGAGCAAACAAAACCAUCACCCUCUGUGAGUGAGCAAAAAAUUUUUUAAUAUAAAAUUUUGAUGAUUAAUAUUUCGAUAUAUGAGUGAUAAGUAUUAUAAUGAAUCUCUUAAUUUAAGCAGCUUGAAUUUUAAAACAUAAAUUUUACAAAUUAAAUUAAUAUUUGCUUUAAAAUUAUUCAUAUCGGAUUUUUUAAAUUUCGAAUAAAAAAUUUCACUACAAAAUUUAUUAUUCCUUACUAUGUAUGGGCGAAUAAAGUAUUUUUGUUCGCUUACACAGAAUGGAGUUAGGGUAAUCCAAAACUAUGUAAUUUACCAAUAGGGCUACAUCUCAAGGCGAAAACCUGGAAAACUCUUUAUCAAUUUUAUCCUCUAUAUUUCGGUACCGUUCUGAAGAAUUAUUAGGCUUUCCUCCAGUUUCUGAAAAAAUUUUAUUAGAAACCCGUCAAAUUGUUCCUAUGAACAGGCUAAAAGUUCUUGAUGAAAAUGAGCAAAAAAUAUUAAAUAAAAUAUUGACCCAGUUUUAUGAAUCUUCUAUGAAAUAUCUACUAGACCUUCACGAUAAAUGCAAAAAAGUCGAAGCCCGCAACACCCAAAUAAAAAUUGAGCGCAGCGUAGUAGACGAAGAAAGCUCAGCUGAAGCGGUCGGGCUUAGAAAUAAGCUAAAUAAAUGCUUUACAGCUCUACAGAUAAUGAGUGAUGUUUCAGGCUUUGAGCCACCUGUUCUAAUAGAAGAAAAGCCUAUAGAAGUCGUAGAAGAAAUCAAAGAAGUUAUCAUAGAAAAUAUUUUUGACAGUGAGGAAGAAAAAAAUUUUUAUUUAAAAUUGCCUAUAUUUGAAGAAAGAAAAAAUAAAGAAGAGCAUAAGGACUUGAAGGCGGAGUUCGAAACUUUUAAGAAAAAAUUCGGACAGUGUGUAUCAAAAGAAGAAGCUGAUACACUUGCUGAAGAAUUUUUACAUAUUGCAAAUAAAUCUAAUAGAAAAGCAUUAGUUGGACUUGUUGGGGCUUCUAAAACAACAACCUUGCAUUUAUUGCCGUUCUAUGCAAGGCUGAUAGCUAUUGUAGGAAGAGAGUUUAAAGAUGUCAAUAAUUGGCUGCUCCAAAAGCUGGAAAGCGACUUCAAACAGUUUCAAGAGCAAAACGACGCUACAUCCACUGAUAACUGUAUAAGACAAGUAAAGUUGAUGUCAGAAUUACUAAAAUUCCAAAUUGCCCAGCCAAGUUUACUAAUAAACUGCUUACUCCCCCCCCCCCCCUCCGUGAGCGAACAAAAAAAUUUUGUUCGCUCACGGAGGGGGGUUAAUUUUUUUUUUUAAAAAAAUUUAUAUAUAUAUAAAUUUUAUAAAAAAUAUUUUUUUCGAAAUUUAAAAAAAUCCUAAUUUGCAAAAAUUGGGAAGCAAAUAUUAAUUUAAUUUGCAAAAUUUAUGUUUUAAAACGCAAUUUGUUUAAAAUUAAACAGAAUUAGCUCUAGAUUUCAUUAUACUAAUUAUCACUUAUAUAUCAAAAUUUUUUUCCAUUAAAAUUUUUUCUAUUAAAAAAAAAAUUUUUGUUCACUCACGGAGGGUGGGUUUUUGGUCAAAAAAUGCCGAUUUUUCUAAUGGUUUUGUUCGCUCACGGAGGGGGGGGGGAGUUAGAGUCGUGUCUCAGCGGUUUCAGUGGGCAAAAUAUAGAAAUUGCUUGCCAUACUCUGAAUUCCUGUGGAAGAUAUUUAUAUAAGCAUCCAGUCACUAAUGAGAGAAUAACACUUAUGGUAUCAAGAAUGCAAAGAUUGAAAACUAAAAAGCAUCUUCCGCCAGAAACUGAGCAUAUGGUUGAUGAAUCUUGCUAUUCGUGUGUCCCACGUGAAAAAGUGCAGAAGAAAAAGUCAACGCCAAUUUUAUAUGAAUACAUAAAAUGGUUAAUAAAGAACCUGGAGCCAAGCACUUGUGAAAAGACAAUCAAGGACAUAAAAAUGCUACCAUUCCCUGAAAGUGAAGAAUUUAUAGUGAAAGCGAUUAUCCAAAUGGUUUCUAACUCUUCCCAUCUAUGAGCAAACAAAAAUAUUGGAAAAGUCCUUAUUUUUUGGGUAAAAACCGCCUCUAUGAGCGAGCAAAAAUAAAGAUUUUUUAUGAAAAAAAUGAGGAUUAUUAGUAUAAUGAAAUCUCUAGCUAAUUCUGUUUAAUUUUAAACAGUUAAAAAUUAAAUUAGUAAUUGCUUUAAUUUUUGAAAAAAAAUUAUAGCAAAUUUGUCCGCUCAUGAAGAUGUGAGUAAAGGAAAAAUUCAAAAUAUCCCCAUUAUUGCUAAUAUGCUUGCUGGGAUCCGAAAACAUUCCCCUCUUUCAGAAACCAUCCACAGCUUAAUCGACACUACCUGCGAAGACAUUUUAAUGGACUUAAAAGAAAAUAAUUUCAGAAAAUGCCAGCAUCGAGUAUUAAUAGUGAAAUUCUUCGGCGAACUUUACUGCUAUAAAAUAAUAGACAAGGAGCUUGUAUAUGAUAUGCUAUUUGCGUUACUUUAUUAUAAAAAUGAAAAUGAUGACCCCACUGAUACUUUUCGAGCUAAACUUAUAUGGUCGCUUCUAGACUCAGUUAAAGAAUACUUUAUAGUUGACAAGCAUCGACAAAAAAUCAACCGUUUUUUAACCCAUUUCCAGUACUUUUUGAUCACAAAACCAUCUAUUACUAAAGACAUGGAAUUUUUGGUGACUGAUAUUUUGGAGACUUUUAAGCCGAAUCCAAAACUCAACAGAGAAAAUUAUAAAGAAAUCCAUUAUAUGUUUUUCCUCUAGGAAAUUUUCUCUUUUAGACAUUUAAUUGGGAUUAUUUUUUCCUUGUAAGCCAUUUGGCUUAAAAAGUUUUUUUUUUAAAGCAAAAAUCAAAGUUUCUAUUAUACACACUUAGGCUCACCAUAAGCAGCAGCUUUUGCUGUUUAUGGUGAGGGUAAAAUUGUAUAAAUAAUCCUGAAUAAUGGAAAAAAAAGGACAAAAGACACAUAACGAUAAAGAAAUCAUGAGAAAGCUACUAGAAGAAGAAAGAAAGCACAUAAACGACUCUGAAUCUGAAGAAGAGUCAAAAGACCCAAAAACCCCUGAAAUGAUGAAAAUCCCUUCAUUUGACACAAAUUCAAGUGAAGAAGAAAAAGAAUUCGACAACGAGCUUGAAGAUUUUAUUACAGAAAGCAUCCACGAAGCCAAAAGUGUGGGGAUUAUCAAAGAAAAAGAAAUUCCUACUGUUUUUAGUGAUGCUUCUAAUAGUGGGAAUUUUAAAUUAUUAUUCAAAAAAGGAGGAAGAGUUCAAGCUAAAACUGUUAUGCUGCCUACUUCUCAUGCGUUGACUCAAAGAGCAGAAGAAAGACAGAAAAUUCAUGAAAGAGAAAGAGAGCACCUAGCAAGAGUUGUCACAGAACUACAUCAAAGAAGCUUGCAAGAAGAACAUGAAAAUUAG
This is a messenger RNA of Blepharisma stoltei, 4695 nucleotides long. Lineage: Eukaryota; Ciliophora; Heterotrichea; Heterotrichida; Blepharismidae. The record is from the annotation of a GenBank genome assembly.